AAGAUUUGCAUAUUUAUUAAAGUGCAAGCCAGAUGCAAAGAAAAAAUGGUGUUCAUGUUGAGGAAAAGUUUAGUUUUUCUUUCAUAAAAUAAAAAAAAGAUACUUAAUGUGUACAAUUGUAUAUGCUAGGCGCGUUAUGGAUUCCUAAACAGUAAACUUUGAGUAAAAGAAUAGUAAAGAAACGUGCACAAUUUACAUUGACAUCCUGCUGCUUCAAGAAGUCCCAAACGCUAUUCUUACCGGUUCUGGCAAAUAAAAUGAAUCCGACUAUUGGAAAGUCAGCAGCUGCAGCAACGACAACUACCGCAGCUCAGUUGCUCAGUUGUGCACCCAGUGCAGCCGAGAAAAAUAAGCAAUGGCAGCGGGAAUUACUUAUGGAGCGAAUUCGGUCUCGCGGAAACCAACACAAAACCUUUGCUGAACUUUCAAAAGCUAUGCGUAUGUCUAUGCUGGAAAAACGUUACGCACUUGAUGCGGUAGAAAAGGCCAAUUUACAAAAAUGUCUCGACAGCAUGCAGCACUGCAUAAAGGUAACAUCGAGGCAAGGCUUAGUCGAACGUCUGGAGAGUUUAUCACGACAGCUGGGACUAAAGUUCAUGGAAGAUACAUCGGGCUUAUUUAUUUCGACUGAUAUGUUCUUUUUGGAAAUUAUUUUGGAUGCGAAUGGCGCACUCACCGAUGUGAAAGUGCAUCAUGAGUGUAAAAUUGAGCAGCAAUCCUGCAGUGAAUUGGUGAAUUGUUUGAAUAAUGGAGAUUUCGCUGAUUUCACUGUGCAACUAGAAGGACUCUCCUCCAUCUAUCAAUUGAAUGCAGAACCCAAAGUUAAAACAAAAGCCUUUGUUGCAUUGCAAGCAAUGGAAACAGAUCUGUACAAUCUUUUUCAAAUUCAAAAUUUCACCAAAGAUACCCAACAACUGGUUAAAGUAUCAUCGGUGGGUUUGGUAUUGAAACGACGUGGGGGCCAUCCUAUGAAGCUGAUCUAUUUCGUUCCGCCUUAUGACCUUUUAUCGCUCGAGUCCAAAUCGUUGCAACCGCUCACUACAGAUUUGAUUACGAGCAAAGAUAUCGGAUUUAGUGUGACAGUAAAUUUGGAGGCUUCGUCGGCCAACAAGUUGCAAAUCCUCCCCAUUGUGAGCGUAACUAAUGAUCCUCAAACUGGUCUGGAUAUGCCCAUAUAUGCGCCGUUGAAUCAACAAAACUCGAUGCUCUUACCAGCGACAUUUGUGCUACGAUUAAACAAACCGCUGCCCGUGUGCCAUGCCUCUUUAAGGGCACUCGGCGUACCAUUGGGUGUCGCGUCGGACAGCGCAAGUGGCAUUGAAUCGCUAGACAAAAAGGAACUUGUUACCUCAUCAAUUAUGGAUCUGGUAGUUCAAACGGCCUCAGAUCAGCAGCUGAAGAACUCGCAGAAGGGAUUGUUUGUGAAUUUGCCUGAUCAGACGCAAUGCUAUUUCUUUACCGAAAACAAACACUUGCAGGCCACCCUAAUCUCUUCCAUUCCUUUUACGGAGCCCAUUCAAGUACCAAAAAUAUUAAACUUUCUCAAAAGACAAGCACUUUUCUAUUCAUUGUUGGCUAGUUGUGUGCGUACACAGUCAAAAAUGGGCAAUGACAUGGAAUCGACCACCAUACUCGAGGUGAACGCUAUUUCCUUUAAGCAGAUUAGCGUUUCACUUCAACACCCCUACGAGGAAUCAAUGGCUACUGUGGAGUUCGACUUGCGCGAUGGCAAUGUAAAAUGUACAAUCUACUCGCUCACGAAUAACUACGAUUUGCUUUCUUUGAAACUCACAAAAAUAGUUGAAACGUGCUUAUCCAUACCUGUGACCAUACGUGCCUUACUCAAGUUGUGGGAUCAGGAAAGGUUGAAAAUGUUCCAACGCAGCAUUGGUGGUGGCGUUGGCGGUGGCAUGGGUGGUUUGGGUAGCACGGGCGCCUGCAGUGGCACCGGCUCAGGUGGCUAUGUAAAUUUUAAUAUGGGAGUUGGUCCAAAUGAUUCGGGUGGUGGUACUGGCGUACGAGGCGGCAGUGCCGUAAAAAUGGAACCAAACACACGACAGCUGCAGCAAAUGCCUUCUAUGGUUUCUGCAUCGGCCACGUUAGGUGGUGGUGGUAGUUCAGCUUGUAGUGGUGCUGCCGGCCUGUCAGGGUUUCUUCAAUAUAAACCAGAAAUGAAGCAAGAGGAUUUUCAUGACAGCCCAAAGAGUCAAAUGCAAAAUAGUUUGACGCUGCAUUCUGCUGAGAGCAGCUCUUUGGGCGGCUUACACCACCUUCAACAAACGCAGCAGCAACAGCCGUCACAACAACAACAACCAACACUAAUUGAUCAACUAGCUACCGGCAAGCAAUCGGAAAUAGAAAUAGCAGAUAAGUACAAGAACAUUUGGAUGGAUAAAACGACCAAUUUGAAGAACUGUGUCAGCAUAACACCCAUUUCGCCGGACAGCAACAGCAGGGGCGCUUCGCAGCAGCAAGGUGUUGAUGUGAAACGCGCCGUCGGCAUUGAAAUUAUACCGUUGACUUCGCAAUGUGGUGCUGCAAAUGGCGGCAAUGGCAGUGGUGGCGCUGCAGCAAUUACAACCGGCGUCGGUGUUCCGCAACCCGGCAUCAACACGUCGUCCACGAUCACUAUAACACCCAUAAAUGCUGUCGGUGGCAGCAAUAACGCUGGCAAAGAUAAGAAGUCAAGCAACAGUAACCCAGUCGUAGGCGGCAAUAUUCUAUCCACUAACACGGGCAUGUCGUCUGGCGCCAACAAACGCCAAUUGGAUGGACCAUCUCCCACGGACGGGCAAAAAGAGAAGAAACGCAAAAAGAAGCGGGACGAUUCGCCAAUGGGUCCACCAGAAAAAGUUUACUCUCGUCAAAAUUCACCCGCCGCCACAAGUGAAGCGGCCGCUACAGUGGUGGCACGCAAAUUUUCUUCGCCAUCCUCCUCACCCAAAGGUGGCAGCAGUGGUGGCAUGUUGAACAGUGGCAGCUCAGCUGCAACACUUGCCGCUGCUGGCAAUGCUGCUUUACUAUCGACACGUCCCAGCCCGAAACAUUCGCCCGUCUAUAGUAGUCCGAAGCACACAAACACCGCAUCGAAUAGUCCGAAAUCACCCUUCGGCACACACUCGCCGAAGCAUGGCUCUUCGGGCAAACCGAGUAUGUCCACACUAAAAAGUGCCACUGCAACCAGUCUCAGUCCGAAAGGUGAUAAAAGCGGUUGUGGCAGCGGCAGUGGCUUAGUUGGCUCUACAGGAGGCCUUUCAGCGGCGGCAGCUGCAGGUGUGGCGGCCGCAAAUGCUGUGAAAUCUGCAAUGGGAGUGGGCGGCGUGGGUGUUGUUGGCAUGCAACAAAUGAAGACAAUGAAUCACUUAGCUGCACCGACGACGAUGAAUACAACUGCCGGUGGCUACGGUGGAGUGUCGAAUAUGGGCAAUAUAAGUGGUGGCGGUGGUGGCGUAGGACAGUUGAUGAGCGGCAAUGGAGCAGGCACUGGCAUGGAUAUGAAUGCGGCAGCGUCACAAGCGGCAGCUAUGCGCAAAGUAGUUGGCGGCGCGGUUAGUUCGAUGGCGUCAACGAUGUCAGUCGCACCAACAACAGCAACAGCAACUCUAGCGUAUCCGGCAGCGCUACCGCUGCUGCCGCCGCAACGCUCGCCGCCGGCCAUUGGCAGCAGUGAGUCGCAACGGGGUGAAGAAUGUGCCGAGUCUAUAGACCAGCAAUCCAGCUCUUCCGAAUAUAUGGUGAAGUCAAGUCAAGAGGGUCUAAAGCUGACUAUCAACAAGACAAGCAGUGGUGGCAAAUGUAGCGUCAGCAGCAGCAGCAGCAGUGGUGAAGGUGGUGGCAGUGGUACUGCAGUCAGCACUUGUACGUCUGCUACAAUAGCAACAACGAAGGGUGGUGCCAAGUCAAGUGGCGCUGCAAGUGCGAAUUCAACGAGUAAGCGACAACAUACUGGUCUCAAGCCAGGCGUCAAUAGCGGACCAGCCUCAAAAAAAUUGUCGCUAGCAAAGUCAUCAAACAAGAAAAGUGCCACGUCGAAACAUCCAUUCCAGAAAUCCAAUUCUUCGGGUAGCCUAUCAACAAAAGUGGCAGGCUCUAGCACUUCUGCGCCUGCUGCUAGCGGUGGUUUGACUAAGAGUUAUAGCACAAAUUCCUUUGGUGACUUGAUCGCCGGCACUGGCUCACUGCGCAAAUCAUCAAAAAAAUCAUCUAGCUCCAACAGCGGUGGCACAUCUUCCAUCACAUCAACACCAACACAACCUGCCACACGUAUGGACCACCAAGCGGAUAUGUUGAAAAUAUUACAGUAUGCUUCACCCACAAUGGCGGCCAAUAUGGAGGGUUUUAUGAAGGGCCUCAAUAGCAAAUUUCAAAUACCAAAACUAUCGCAACGCGCCACGAAUACAACUUCAGCCACCAAUUGCACACAAUCGGCACCCACAACGCACACUGUACAACAACAAACACUAACGUCAGCGUUGGGCGUUGCAAGCGAUAGUAGUAGCGGUAGUGGUGUGACCGGGUCAAAAGUGAAUAACCAUACCAAUGAAGCCUUAAAACAGCAACAAGCGCAAAAUCAGCUUACAAAGUCAGCCUCCUCGAAUGUGCGCUCGUCGCCACUGUACCCCGAAAUGUCGGGUGACACAUCAUCGCCACCAAUCGGUUUCCAACACACUUCCACGUCAAUGCAAUUAAAUGCAAAUUACCAUUUGCAACAAACAUCGGAAGGCGUACAAAUGCAACAGCAAAAUAUAAAUCACCGUCAGCAGCAGCAGCAACAACAACAACAACAUACUUAUAAUGCAAACGCCCAACCACAGGCAUCGAUGACCGUUGAAUAUCACCAAACAAGUCAAGUUGCCGCCGAUGAGUCAACAUUUAUGCCAAGCGUUGCUGCUGCGCCCGCGUCAUCGGCUGGACUCGCCGGUAAAUGACAUUUAUUAUUUGGUUUCUCUUUUAUUUUCUUAAUUAUGGUAUAUUUUUAAUGUUAGGCUGAAGGACUUUGCUUGUCAGUUGCGAGCAUACACUUUGGUACCGUUAGGCUUAGGGAGAUCACUUAAAAAUUAUGUACUUAAAAUUCAUCAACUCCUGUAAACUAAUUGCGCAACAUAAUAAGCAAUAUGUUAUUAAUUUCUGUAAAAAAACAAAUAUUUUUGCUAAUCUUUUCGAAUAUAAGCCAUAAAAAUAUAGAGCUCGCGUACGCGGAAUUAUUAAGUGCAUUAACCCUUUUGCAUCACCGCUCGAAAUGCGCGAAGUUCUCAAAAUACCUUCUAAUGAAAAAAAAACUGUUCCAGGAUUACCAAAAUUAUUUAUUUUCCUCAAACUUUAACAAACAAAAAAAAUUGUAUUGGGGAUUAUUCCGUUCUUGGUGAUAAGAGAGAGUUUUUGUUCGCGCAUUUUUCCGUCGAAUAAUGCAAAAGGGUUAAAUGUAAAUAUGCGCCUGAAAAUAUGCAACGACCAUAACAUUCUUAAAAAAGAAAAGCAAACAUUUUAUUUUCUAGAAAAUACAAUUAAUUUAAUCGAAUUACUGUACAUGGCUCUAUGUUCCAAAUGCCUAAUACAUCAUCAAAGCUGCCAUCGUAGCAGUGGUAUGUCAGGAACUAAAAAAACAUUCCCAUGGUAGCCGGUUCUACGUUACCGGAAUGACUCGAGUUGCUCUCGACCAAGGGCUGCCGCCCCAGUAAGUUAGCCCUAUCUAGUGUACCGUACCCCCAGGAAUUAAAAAGUUCGUACUCGUUUGGAACCGUCACCCCCACCUGGAACCGCUUUCGCAGCAUUUCAGAGUGGCCCUUCACUUUUCUCAUGGCAAGAUCUAUGAGAUCCAACUGGAAAAAGUUAAACACCUGCGCUAUCAGUAGACAAACGUGGCCCGAAUGGCGCGUGGGUCGCACCAAGGGUCUACUCAAAUUAAGUAGGAAAGACUUAAGAAUCAUAGAAGGUGCCCUAUCUGGGUACUGUCAAAUAGGAAUAAUAGGAAGGCUUGCCAGGAGGUAAGCGGCGCCAUCCGCUGAAGCUGUUAGGAUAUAGAAGAGGAAGAUACAGUUGAACAGCUUCUAUGCGGAUGCAUGGCUCUGUGUAGAAGCUGGUUCAGACGGCUCGGUCUCGCUUUUCUGGACAACAUUGCGGAUGUUGCGAAUAUCAAGCUAGCUAGUAUAGCCAGCUUUUUAAAGGUCAUACACCAUGGUUUAAAGAGGACCAAGUAUAGUAAGGAUAGGAUAGUUUCUGUGGUAUCACAUGGGGCCUCUAACUGUCGUAUGUGCGUCGUAGCACAGCCACUUCAACUAACCCUAACUUAAGACCUAUGCUUGUGUGCUUGCUUUGGAAAAGGUGUCAUCUUCGGCUGCAUAUGCAUGUAAGGUGUUCGCUUUGCCCUAUUUUAAACAGGUAUUUCUGAAAAUACCCGUGCCCCGAAACCAUUUGUGUUGUAUGAGAAUUUACUUCACCGAAGUUCCUACUGUACCAUGUCCCGAAAUAUUUUAUUAGCCUAGUCAUACAUCCGCCACGUGUUUUGUCUCUCUAGCGAUCUUGCCAUAGCUUUAUCGUUUCGUCCUUUAUUUCGCGCGAGCUGCAAGCUUGUCAACUCCUUCUUCCAUCCUCUCGUUAAUGCCCACAACUUUUUCCUUUCGAAGGCUAGUAAGUCAAUCGGUAUUGAACCGCUUAUCACAUCAGCAGCUGUCCCUGAUACUGUGCGGUAGGCAGACGCAUCUCUCAGAGCUGCUGUUCGCUGUACCGAUGCUAGGAGUUUUCCCUGGUGAUUCACCUCAGUUCAGCUCCGUAUAAGAAAGUGUAGAGCGUCGUUUCCACCACAACCAGUUUUACGUAACGGGAACGACCUGUAGUUUCAGCAACAUUCCCCGCGUGUGUAUGGGGAAUGUUUACGCUGCUAGAACACCAACAACAACAGAACGUAGUUCGUUCCCUAUGUUUGCUCUUAGCGGCUUUCUCGGCUGCGUGUUUUAUUUGUCCACAGAAACUUAAUCUUGGGUUCAAUCCUAUGCCUAAGUAUGUCAUUUAAAUCCUUUUUGGUGGUUAGCUUACAAGUUAUUUGUAGCUAAAAUAGUCUCAUUUUGCAAGUAUUUUCCCAACUCCAUCUCGCUUUCGCAAUUAUACCAGCCGUAUUUCAACUGAUUACCGACAAAAAAAAAAUUAUAAUAAUAAAAUCGCUUAAUUUAUAUAUCUACUUGUCUCUGCAAAUAUGUAUGAAUUUCAAAACCCCUUUGCUGGCUCCACAAGAUUAGUCUCUCAAGUAGUAUCUUUGCUGCCACUUACCUAGCCACAUGCGAGUUUAAGGCUCAGCUCUUUAUUUGAAAUUCUUAUUUAACGUAUAUGAAGAUGUUUCUUAUGGAUUUUACUUAUCAGGUACCCACUGAAUCUGGCUCCGAUUAUUUCAGGCGUGGUGCAUAUUUGCACCUUCUAUGUCUUACAUUUGGCAGUUCACAUUCUGUGUAUUGUAGUAAUUGCAUAUGAAUCGUGAGCAAUCGUGUGAAUUCUAACAGAAGUGGUGCUAAAAUCACAGUUACUAAUGUUGCUUGAGGGAAACAUAAGUUGCAUGCCUGAAAGUAUGCAAUAUACUUAGUCUUGCCAUAAAUUCUGUGACAACUUUUAGAAUGCGUGCGGCGAGAAUAAAUUUAAGCAAUUUGAACGAACAAUUUUGUUGGUAUGCAUUAACAACUCAUUAAUUAUACUCAGUUUCGUGGCAAAGUUCGCUUUUAAACCAUGGAUUGAGGGGUGAGCUAAGGAAAAUCGCAUUGGAUUAUACAGUUUGUAGUCAGAAUUGGACAACAUGGCCUGUCGACGAAUGCCUCACAGAAAUGUGCACGAGCUGAUGGGCCUUAUCGUUUGAAGGCUUCUGUAAAAGCAAAUGAUGAUUGUUUCGCAAGAAAAUUUAAAUAUUUUUUACUUAAUGGGCUAUAUACAGUUAGAAGGCCGAGAAAAGCCGAGUUUUUUCAGAAUUUUUUCUGAGAAAACUUAAACUUAUUGAUCUAAAAAUUUUUACACAUACAGUCGAACUUCCAUAUAGUGAAUUCGCACGGGACCUGA
This is a messenger RNA of Anastrepha ludens (Mexican fruit fly), 8034 nucleotides long. Its product is annotated as mediator of RNA polymerase II transcription subunit 1-like. The coding region runs from base 258 to 4928 and encodes 1556 amino acids. Gene Ontology annotation, cellular component: mediator complex. Lineage: Eukaryota; Metazoa; Arthropoda; Insecta; Diptera; Tephritidae. The transcript has 5 exons. The record is from RefSeq and is a predicted model, not a curated record. Gene Ontology annotation, biological process: regulation of transcription by RNA polymerase II. Gene Ontology annotation, molecular function: transcription coregulator activity.